GUAUACACCAUUGGAUUGUGCAUAUGUUGCUGAACAGUUGGAAAUUGCAGAAGUUUUAAUGGUGAAUGGUGGUCUGUCAGUUACAAGGAUAAUGGAAAUAGCAGCUACAAAAAUUCAGGCUGGUUUCAGAGGUUACCUAGUACGAAGAUACCUUGAACAACAGCAGCUUCACUUAAAUAUUGAAAAUAGCAGGAAGAGAAAUGAUGAAUUUGAAGAAAAUUUAAUUGAUGCAGAUAGUGGUUUCAUUGAGGAAGCAGCUUUCAAAACUGAACAACAGCAAAGAGCAACUUCAAGAGAACAAGCUACAAAUGAUUCCAUAACUCCAACUGAAGAGCUACAAGAGGAUUCCAAGGAAAAUGAUGGCCAAAAUGUUCUGUUGGAUAAGGCUGCACGUGCAACAUGUUCCGGAACAGCUAACACAAACCAGAAAUUGAAAGUCAGUUUCUACGAGUCAAAUCCUUACAAUUCUGUGUCUGGCCAGCGUAAAUCUAAAGGUUUGGCAAGCAGCAUUAUGAGAGGGGCUCGAAAGAAGACUGUUCGAAAUUUAGAAUUACCUGACCCAGGGGAACUGGGGUUGGAUAAUCAGCUGACAGAAAGUGAUCAGAAUUUUGCAGAGGAUGAAGCUUCAGAAUCAGAGGACGAUUAUGCCUUCAUGACUCGUGCAAUCAAAGGCCCUUCACUAGUGCUUGCGCAGGCUCUACAUAUGCCUGGAAUUAUAGCCAGUGCAGUUUUGACUGUUGGUGAUAAACAGAUUCCUAAGACUCAAGAUCAGGCCUCAGACAACAAUAAUCAAGAGGUGAAAGGAAACAAAAACAGUAAGAAUAUGCAAGAAAAGAACACUGAUUGUCAAACAAGUUCAGACAACUUCAAUGAAAGAGAUGGAGGUGACUGUCAGGCAUAUUCAUUGAAACACACAAGGCUCAAACCUGGCAAAGACUUUAAAAGAAAUGGAGUCUUUAAAGAAAGACCCAAUGAGAACUUACAAGAGUUUGAUUGUGAUUCAGAGUUUUCAAGUAUGUUAAGGGAACAGAAAAUUGAGAAAAGGAGAAUACUGACCGAAAAUUCUGAAGCAGCAAUGGAGACUGUAAAUGUUGAAGCUGGAUAUGCUAAUACUUCAGCACUGAGGUCAAAGCAAAAUCCCAUUUUGAGUGCUGAUGCAAGAAAACGAGCAGAGCAGAAGUGGAACGAGAAGUUAGCAUCACUAACAAUAAAGGUUCAGCGACCACAAAGUGCCAAGCCAGGAACCUCUUUCUCUUACAAUAUGGUAACUGCAGCUUCACAGUCACCAGCUUCCAAAAGCCAUUCAAAGGCUUCACUUCCUCAUAAAAAGAAUGAACACUUUUCUCAACGGUGAAGCAUUUGUAGGUGCAGUGAUCCUGAAGAAUAUUCCCAAGGAGUAAAAAGCAAUGAUAAAAAUCAUAAAAUCAUUUAAAUCUCAGGUACUUCAAAAUUAUAUUAAGAUAAAGCAAGAUAAAAGAAGGAUGGUGAAGUAUAAUGAUAUGUGAGUAUGUAUGUAUAUUUUAUAUUUUUAUGUAUAAGUUUUCAAUUUACUUUAUCAAAAAUUCUUCUCUAUAGUUAUAAUUAUAUUUUUCAUGAAGUUGAAGUAAAAAUACCUAUUCAUUUUGUACAAA
Molecule: messenger RNA, 1631 nt
Organism: Penaeus vannamei (Pacific white shrimp)
Lineage: Eukaryota; Metazoa; Arthropoda; Malacostraca; Decapoda; Penaeidae
Source: RefSeq, a predicted model, not a curated record